ACUGCGAAUGUUUCAUGAUGUAAUUUAUUUCUGAUAGAGUGACAUAUGGGAGUGACACAUUCGUUUCGGCGCGGCGCAGAAACCCUCUAUUAUACCCUGAAUUAUAACAUAAGUGUAUGAAAAGAACGGCAAGGAGAUGAUAUUUUGCUACUUGGUCUAAUCCUUUAUAUCGUGACAAAGAUAUAUCUGUUUCCGAGUAGUUUCCGUACCUAUAAAUAACUCUCUGUGGAUACGUUUUUAUUGAUUUAAAGACGGGCGGCCCGCGCGUUCUUCUUCUUCUUCUUCUUUAAACUCCUAACGGAGCGAUUCUUCCUCCAAUGCGCGCAGUAUAAUAAACGUUCCCUUUAAGCGAAGGUAACGGAGACGAAUGUAGGCAACACACACGUGUAACUUGGCGAGGAGCCGACCCUUUUUCGCAAAUUGAAAGGUUACUUCACUUUUUCGUCAUUGCAAAAACGGAGAGCAAAACUACGCAAACCAGAAACCGGUUGCCAUUCGGAGGAUUGAUACAGCGUUGUUCAUUAAUACCGAUCUCAAGCGACAUUCGUUCGCGAAACCGGAAAACCACGAUGAAUGUCAGCAGCUUAUUCACAGUCGCGAUUUACCCGACCGAUUUCGAUCAGUGGUCGAUAAACUCGCGAUAGGAUCGGCCGUUCGAUCAGAUCUCGUGAUGCAGUUUAUGAGCCGGACUGUAGUUCUUUCUCUCUCACUGUCGAUGUCGUCGUCGUCGUCGUCGUCAUUGUCGUCGUUGUCGUGAAAGGACAAACGUUGCAAACAAGACACAAAGGAGCCGGGAACCCAGACCACCUUCGUAAUCCGGUUUCGAUUGUUUGCGGACGCGGACCGGACGUGCGCGAGUCUUAAGUUUUAAGUGCAAUGAGUCCGGGUGAGAACGCGUAUUUUCGUGAACGAAAAUAUUACAAUAAGGUACAGUAGUGAUUGAGCUUAAAGAUUAAGACGUAAAAAGACAAUGCGGCCUAAGGACGGACAGUUAGCUCGUGCACAAGGGAAGAGAAAAAUAUUUGCUUACACUGCGUCACAUUGAAAGUACACAUUGAAUAUUCUGCACGAUAGAGGCAUCGAGAAAAAAGAAAUUUUUUAUAUAAUUCCAGGUCACACAGAAAUCGUAAUGAUAUAAAGAGUCACUUUGUUAGUCAAUGACAUAAUGAUAUCAUAAGAGAUAACAUUUAUUGUCUACCCACAUAGACCUCCUAGGGACGUCCGUGCGCCCUUGGGAUGUCUUUUGGAUAAAGUGUGUUAUAAGUACAAACGAAUAAAGUCAUAAAUAUGAUGACGUCGUUGUGAUGACUUUGCGUUCUACCUGGGAUUUUAUUUGGGCCGUAUAUCAACGACACUUUUUUUUUUGCAUCGCACCCAAUUACAUAAAUAAAUUUUUAACGUCGCUUACUGUUAAAAGCGACUGCUAAAUAAUAUUUCUGUAGUUGUGGUUUGUAAAUUUACAGUUUUACUUUUUCGUUUGUCAAACAAUUAAGAAUUUCCGACUACGGAGAAAUAUAAAGCUGUUUCAACUUUGAAGCAAAUACAUUCCCAGAGAAUUCAUUAAAGCUCAUUAAAGUUUAAUCAGAUCUAUAAUAAGUGCGAAUGGUGGGAAGCGUGUUUUUAUUCCGCUCUUUUUUUUUCUCAUUCUUUCGGUCGUUUAGAUCUUUGUGACGCGCGUUUAAUUGCAGCAGUGUUCUUGAAAGAUUAUUUAACUCGCUAUUAAAAACAUCGCGUCUCUUGCGAAACCGACGCGGUACUGCAACUUACGUUGCAUUCGCCUACGAGGGGAAUCGACGGCGGGUAUCGCGUCAUAACGCGCGACGUAAUUACAAGUUGAUUUGCCGGUUACGUUACGAGGAGGCCUGCAUUUCGCUCAGAAACGCAAAAAUGAUACGAGAGUGACACAAGAACGUUGGCUGGUAGCAGGAGCUCAUGGGUGACCGGUUGGUGAUACGUCGCUGCUUAGUGCUGGAAAAGUGGCGUACACCAGGUGUUAUUACGCAUAGAUGACAUAAUUCACAGUUGCAAAAGAUUAUCGGGAGCAAGAGUGCGCGACGGUCGUGUUGCAUUGUUUCUUGCGAUUCUUUUUCCUUCCUUUCCUCGGCAUUAGUCGCGCGCGUAGUCCGGAGGCAUUAGUGGCAACCGCAGGGAAACCGAUGUAUCCACGAGGAUGAAUGUCGAUUGGCUGAGAUGCGUAACGUGUUGCUUGAUAUCGGAACCACCGACUGACGAGGUGAUUGCAAUAAGAUUCACGUUGCUCGAGUUGGCCCCGAAGCUAGGACAACGGGUGCAUUUCGCGGAGGGCACGAACUUAAGAUGCCGCGAAGACACUGUACCGUCCGAGAUAAGGUCACAUGCCGAACGCGCGCGUUAUGGUUGCAAUUCAGCGCGAAUCAGUCGUGAAUGCGGGAAUUUAACGCAGCGGUGCUUCUCCGGACUGAUAUUUGAAGAGACGUCGGAGAGAAAGAGAAGCGUUCGAUAGUGGAUGUAAAUUUUGCUUUAUGAUGUUUACAUAUGGUAGUUUAUUUUAUAAAUGGAAAAGAGCUGUACGAGCGAAAAUGAUACUCGGCUUUCUUUGAGCGAGAGAAAGAGAGAGAGAGAGAGAGAGAGAGAAAUUCAAACUACAUAUACCACUAAAACCCCAUUAAAUCUGUAUUUUCGAACGAACAAACAAAAUAUUACGAAACAGGAUAUUCGAAUAUCUCAAAUAUCCAAAUAAUACAAACGCCAUUAACAGGGCUCGGUGACUACCGGUCUCGUGCAAACUCUCUCUCUCUCUCUUUCUCUCUCUCCCUCAUUCGCUUAUUUCAUCUCUCUCUCUCUCUUCUCUCUCUCUCUCUUUCUCUCUCUCACCAUGUGAACCUCGCUUCCUGGCCAAUACGCUUUAUAUUAUUGCGCGCAUGGUCGUGACACCUCCGCGCGAGAGGUGAUCCGUCGUGGAGGGCGCAUGAGCGGAUCACGACGAGGGGGAAGAGGACGGAGGAGAACGGGGGUGCACAACCGCCCGCGUUCUCUCUCACCCCUUUCGACAUCGGUCAUCGACGAGCCCUGGCUUGCGUUAGUCCGACCGGCAAUCUCGCCGCGCCGCGUCGCGUCGCGUCGCGUCGCCGUCACCCUCACCGCCGCCUCCGUUGCCCGUUGUCCUUACGUUUUCCUCGUGGGUCGCGAGGAACGCGGCCUGCACGGAGAGAGAUAGAGAUAGAGAGGAUUUCCCGAAGGACCGUUCGGAAUGCGCCAAUUCCGAAAAGGAGGAUCGCGAGCGAGGGACAAAAACUUGGAAGCGAGAGGACCGCAUUGAAUUCCUUUUAGUCCUUCUAGUCCCUCGGAACUGGUGGACGGUGCGUGCGUAGGUGCUUCUCAUUCGAAAGAUAUUACGCUCGAGAAA
Molecule: messenger RNA, 3385 nt
Organism: Solenopsis invicta (red fire ant)
Lineage: Eukaryota; Metazoa; Arthropoda; Insecta; Hymenoptera; Formicidae
Exons: 3
Coding region: 2171-2482 (103 amino acids)
Source: RefSeq, a predicted model, not a curated record